This is a messenger RNA of Diorhabda sublineata, 12113 nucleotides long. RefSeq lists its product as uncharacterized. The transcript is spliced from 13 exons. Bases 628 to 5889 code for a protein of 1753 amino acids. NCBI's taxonomy places the organism in Eukaryota, Metazoa, Arthropoda, Insecta, Coleoptera, Chrysomelidae. The record is from RefSeq and is a predicted model, not a curated record.
UUCGUCACAGAGUGAAUGUCUGCCUAGUAAAAAUACUUCGGUUUUAAAGCGGAAAUAACCAUCAAAUUUUGAACAUUUUUGUGGAUUGUAUAUCGGUAAUAUCUAUAUUAUUAGAAUCUAGUAGAAAAUUGAGAAAAUUCAGCUUCUAUCUAAUAAUUUUAGAUAAAUUUAUUAGCUAGUUCAUAGCAAACAUGUGUCUCGUUUAGGCUUCGGACGUGUUCGGUAGAGCUCGUUAUCGUUGAUAGAAUACGUGCUUUUGGUGAAACGUGAAACAUCAGCGACGCAUAUAACAUAGGUGGCGUUGUGUGACAAACAAUCGGGGUAAGGUAAGAAACCCUUCAUUUAUUUUUAUGGCUGUCUACGAAUAGUUAAAGUAACAGUGAAAUUCGGUUAAUGUUUUGUUUGUGUUUGUUGACGGACGUGUAAAUGUGACAAAACAAUGAAUGGAUGACCAAGUAUCGUUGUGAAAAGUGAACUGUUUUCUGAGGAAAUCACUAACAGGAAUUCCCCAUGACCCUAAGUCUGCUUCAAAAUCGAGCGAAAACUAUGUACCCGUUAGAAGCAGAAUAUCCCGGGAAUCGUUAAAAAAAGAACAUUUCGGUUUUUGCUAAAACCAAGACUCAUGUCAUGGCAACUAGGGUUAACAGAAAAAAUGCAACUACGACCUCUCCGAAGGAGGUAGUAUCAUCAGAAAAGUCUUCGACUAAGAAUGAAGUCGUUAUUGACACACCAAAAAACACAGUUGUAACCAAAUCUAUAGGUAAAAGGCUAGCCAAAAAUAAUCCUAAAAAGAUUAUAAAAAAGCCAACAUUAACGGUUACAUUAAAAGCCAAAGCUAAAAAAUCACUCAAACUUAACCCUCUAGCUAAGGCUGUGCUCCAUACCGCAAACACUUCAGAAAGUAAGAAGAAACUUCUGAAAAACGGUAUCAAAGAAGUCAAAUCUAGAAAAAAGAGAGUAGCAAAACUGGAAAUCAAAAAAGAAAACGAUGAUAGUCCACCUGUGCUAGAACCAAUAUUUCCCUUGGAAGAAAAUGUGAAGAAAAAUACAAAAAAACGUGUAGCAAAAAAAAUAAAAGAAGAAUCUACAGAACUGUUGGAUAUUAGUAAAAUAAAAGUAGAAAAUGAAGAAAUUUCAAGUGAUAUAACAGACGACAUACCAACUCUAUCCAGACAAGUAAAAAAACCAAGAGUAAUUAAAAAAUCCAAAUUAGAAGCUGAAAGCCUGGAGGAUGUUAUGAACGAUCUCUCCUAUUUGAUUAAAGGAGAUGAUACCAGAACUGAGGUAGAUUCGUUGUCUGAAUCUUCCAAAAGUGAUACAUUCAAACCUAAGAAACUUACGAAGAAGCAAAAGCUGGAGUUAUUGAAUAGAGAUUUGAUAAAAAAAGAUAAACUGGAAAAUACUUUAUCAAAAUUGGAUUCCGCCGAUGAAAAAAUAAUAGACAUGUUAGAUCUGAACGUGAAUAUGGUAAAGAAGAAAUCAUCAAUCGCCAAAAGGCGGCAUAGUAUUGAAAAAUGUCCAAUUAGCUCAGAAGACAAUACAAUUGAUACCUUGAACAUAUUCAAUCCCCUUCCGAGAAGUCCAAGAGCGAAACGGAAAACAAAACAAGAAAAUAGCAGUAGGAAAUCUAGCCCUUAUAGUACAAGAUCUGAUUCUCCAGCUAGGAUACUAAGAAAUGGCAAACAAAGAAAAUUAAAGUUGGGUUUAUUAGAAGGACUAGAUUUGGAGAUUAAAAAGAGGAGGAGGUUUGGCUUUGAUUUGGGUAGUGAACUGUCUGGCUCUAAAUUAUCAGGUAACGAAUCGGACAGCAGCUAUUCUGAUUUAUCUUCGCUUCACGGUACUGAAAGUAACGAAGCUUUAAAAGAGGAUAUUGAUAUUAAACCUAAUAUAAGCACUGCCCCUAAUGGACCAAUAACAAAUGUCGGUUUAAUAGAUACUUUCUCAAAUGUAUAUAAUAACACUGAAAUCACUACGGAGCCUUUGUCGGACAAAAAUCUUUUAUUAGACAUCAUGAAACAAACUUUUAAUGAAGUGGAAUUGAAGAAAACUAAUAAAUUUGAAGUUUGUACUGUCGUUAGUUCCAGAUUUUAUGGCAAACGAAAUACGCAAAGUAAAUCAGAAACUAUCAAAGAUAAUAUAGUAACAGAAACAAAUGAAAAAAUUGCCGAUGAAGCUCCUCCUCUUAUAGAAAAUACCUUAAGUACUGCUGUGCAAGAAAUCGUUAAACACCAACCAGUUAUAUCGAAUAAAAAUUCUGAAACUACUACAGAGACAGUGGAAAACGUAACAGACAAUCAUAACAAUAAAACUAAAGAAAGUGAUAACUUGGAAACAUUAACAGAUAAUCAAGACGAUGGAGAAAAUGUACAAUGCGAAGAAACAAAAUCUGUGGUAAGUGAAAGUGCACCAAAUACAGCUACUAAAAUUGAAGAGACUAUAUAUACAGAAAACCUAGAAAUAACAGAAAGUGUAGAAAAUUUAGAAUCCACUCAUAUCAAAACCUCAGAAAUUGAAGAUAGUAAUAUCUCAGAAAGUAUAGAAACCACUGCAGCUAUUGAAAAUACAAAUACUAUCGAAAAUAGUGAUAAGACAAACGUCGAGAACAGAUGUGAAGAAGAUAUGGAUAUUUGCGAAGGUAUAACAGAAAACUUAGAGCAAUCUGUUAGCGAUGUCCCUGAACUAUCAGGCUUGGAAAUAUCCACGUAUAAUAAUAUUGAAAUAGCACCAGUGCUUUCAGAAACUCUAACUGAAAAUGAUACAUUAGUUUUAAAUGAGGAAAUGCCUAUUUUAAAGCCUGAAUAUCCUCCAGAAUAUUUGAACGAAGGGAAAAUUCCGGUAAUUCAUGAAGAGCCACUUCAUACUGACCAUAAAGAAACUCUUUCGAUAAAUAAUUCUAAUGAGGAUACAGAAGAUCAGGCUUAUUCUGAGCCUGGGAGUGUGUCAAAGGAGCCUCAAAUGGAAAUAGAAACGAUGAAAGUUGAUAAGAACAAUGUGAAUACGAAUUUGACUGAUGAUAAUGCUGUGAUUAAAAAUAAAGAAGAAUGUAAUCUCGCUGUGGGAGAACAUGCAGAAAAUUUGGUCGAGAAGGAAAGUAUUUUAAAGGCUUUGGGUCUACAAAGAUCUCAAGCAACAGAGGAAGAUACGAAGAAAAAGACUAAAGUGAAGCCAUCUGGCUCGAGGGGUGAAAGUUAUACUGGCACCUUAAAGACUGUGAUUAAACUGAAUCGUGAUAAGAAAAAGGGAGGUAGGGGUAUUGUGAAAAGUUCAAGCUUGCAGAAAACCAAAUCAAAAAGCAAUGCGAGUACAGAAGAUGAACAAGCAGUCAUUUCCGAGGAAACAAAUAAAGGAAAUAAAGAAAAAGAGGCAUCUUCCUUGACAUGGAAACAAGGAACUCAUUCUUCGGACACCGCUGGUGCGCACAGAAAAUCACAUUAUUCUAACAGAUCUAACAUGGAUGGUAGCAGUGAACAUACAUCCGACGGCGAAUCAGCAGCUCAAGAUGGAGCCAUAAAAGCUCUGGUGAUCCCGGAAAAAGCCAGUUCAUUUAGUAUACAUCCUGGAAGGUUAUGCAAAGAUGAAUGUUCAUAUUGUUUUGGAAAAUUUGGUCUCUUCGAUACGCCAUGUCAUAUUGCCCAAAUGAAAAGCAUAGACAGACAAGACCGAAUAUUAGAAACUGAAAAACAUUUGACACGAAAUUCUUGUUUAUGUGACGCCUGUUACAGACAUGUUGACCGUAAAUCAAAUACACCUUCAUAUAUGAACAAAUCAUUGAAGCGAAACUCUUUGGUAGCUCCUGGUCCAAGACAGAAUCACUGCCACGUAUUAGGUUGUUCCAAAGAAGCUUCAAAUAUACUUAGAAGAAAAUGGAUUAUAAAAAUGAGGAAGAGUAUCUGUCAAGUAAUAAAUCUCGACUUGGACAACCCAGGCUUGCACUCAAUCCCAAUAUGUGAGGAACAUUAUGCCGCACUGGAACAUCUUAUGAUCUGUGCUAUGUGCAAAAGAAGACUGGCUAGAAACCAUAUUCAUUAUUUAGGUCCUGAGACAACUGAACUGAAUAAUGCCUUAGCUUCGAAUGGAAUACCUUUGAAACUAAGUGACAAACCAGUUGUUUGUAAAUUAUGUAAAUGUUUCGCUUCUAUUAUACUGAAAGAUCCUACAGACAGACUAGAAACGAGCGUUAAAUUCUUUGUUGAAUACAAGAAGCGACUUCUUCAUUUUAAUGAUAUAGUGCCGAUGGACGAAUCCGCUGCAGAGGAACCUAUUGCAGUUCCUAGCAGAGCAGAACGGAUAGAAAAUUUGAAAAAAAAGAAAAAACUGUUCAAAAAUCCUGCUGCUAUGGACUUCAAUGACGAUGGUUUAGAUGAGCCGAAAAAUAGAGAGGAAAGAGUUCCUUCCACAGAUACAAACAGUCAACCACAAUCGAGGUCAGAGUCACCUAGUGACGAAUAUAACGGGGUCGAUUAUAAUACUCUAAUACCCGCAAUUGCGAUGGAAGAGGGAAGUGAUGGAGAAUCGAAAAAAGAUACUAAACAACCUAAUAUAUUUAAGAAAUUAACGGAAAUGCAGAGGGAAGGAGUAGAAAUUGUUAAAAUCGUAAAAACCGACAAACCGCGAUCAAAUGAAGCUAUGAAUAGAAUUGGAAUAAAUCAAGCACUAUCAGUUCGACAACUGCUUCCUGGUGAAGAAUACAUUUCCCUAAAUGGCAACAUAGAUUUCGCGAAUAUUAAAGAAAAAACACCGGAAGGAUGGGAAAAAUGCACUAGCGUUAUACAGUAUGAUGAAGAAACGAAAAGACUGUGGCAAGAAUUGCAAAAACCUUAUGGAAAUCAAAGCAGCUUCUUGAGGCACCUUAUCUUAUUAGAAAAGUAUUUUAGAAAUGGUGAUCUGGUAUUAUCGCCUAACGCUAGUCAUCAUUCGAUAAAUUAUAGUGAAUCUGUACAUAAUAGAUUAAGAGCAUACGAUAACAUACCCACAAGUGCUGGGAAUAUACAACCGCUGAGUAUGAUUCCCUUUAAUAAAUUAUCAUCAAAUAAGACCGUCACUAGUGGCAUCAUGAAUUCAGCAGUGAAUAAUUCUACACCUAUCUAUUCAUCAAUAAAUCCAACAAAUACCACAACUUCCAAACCUAUUGGAAGUACUGCUAUGUCCGUCACCAGUAUUCCUAUCAAUGUGACUAGGAGUGCACCUCUUACGAUAUCUCAACUAAAUAGUCCACCUUUACUUCCGAGCACAGCUAAUUUUCAACCUAUCAGGCCGAAAAUGGGAACGCCUCCAGGUUUAAUUUCGUUACAUCCCGGUACAGUUAGACCGAUAGCUCCAUUAGUAAAAGUGCCUCAACAUCAAAAGAUCAAAUUUCCUAUCACUAAAAAUUGGAGACCAAAUUUGAUUCCAAUCGAUACCACUAAAAAAACUGAAAGAAAGACUGGAUUAGUACAGGUAAUUUCCGGCGGAAAACCGUAUCAUAUAACGCUUGAAGAUUACAAGAAAAUGUGUGCUAUAAAGAGAAGUUUCGAAUUGAAACAGAAACGCCUACAGGAAGCCCAGAAUCCCAAACCAAUUCUCGUAACGCAUAACUCAGUUCUUAAAUCAAUUAUUCCGAAAAAAGGUUUGGUUAUUUCAAAAACGACUCCGUUCAGCUCCGCUUCUAAAUCAGAGGCGGUCAACCAGCCUUCGAUGCCCGAAGGAGUACCGGAAGGAGAAAACAUCCUAGAAAAAUUGGAUAAACAAGUAGAAAAACUUGAAUCCAAAUUGAACGAAAAGACGACAUCCCUCCUGUUGCCUCGGAUACCGAAAUCUUUAACAGUCAUACCACAAACUGUACCUAGGAAAACUUCACGGCCUUCUAGUCCUGUGUUACUCAUCACCAAAAACAACAGUAGCAAGUCAUGAUUGCAUCCAGUGACAAUGUUUUAAAGUGCCUAUUAGAUGUAUAAUGUGAGCUUGUAGGAAUUUGGAAGUACUCCUUGACUAUUAAUUGUUAAUUUGAUGACAUUUGCUGUUACAAUGUCUAUCAGUGAACUUGAUUCAUUUAUACACUCAACGGUUACCAUCAAUAGUGAGGCCAAAGAUACAAAUAUUUGGUAUUUUAAGAAUAUUUUACAUUGAUGUAAAGGAAGUGAGCUCAAAUUGAUGGUGUUGAUCUUUUUUUAUUCUUUUUAUUAUGAAUGUCUGUAUAUAGAUUAUAUAAUUUAUCAUUUUAAAAAAUUAAUGUACAUAGUUUGUAAUUAUUGAAAAAUUGAUUGAUUGAAUUAAUCCUUUUUGAUUCUCCAGGAUGGAUAACUGAUUUCCUCGGGGGUACAUUGUCAAUUCUAUAUAUUUUUGACAAGGGAACUUUUUACUUCUGACCUUUACCAGGACCUUAUAGAUUUUCCCAAUACUUUUGAUCUACAUAAAAACGAAUAGCCUUUUUAUUUAUUUUUUUUUUUUCACCACUUUUGAUAACUACUGUAUAAUUUUAUACUUUUUACCACUACUUUUGAUUUACUUUGAUAGAUAAGUAAGUCGGAUUUAUAUAAAUCUUACGAUUUAUUUUGUAUUAAGUUUGAUGAGAGAAAAGAAAAAAUACCACAUAUAUAAAUAUUACAAACGAAUCUGUGGCUUUCUUCCUAAACUCCACAUAUUGUGGAUUCCUUAUAUAAAAAAAUGUGUUUGAUUGGAUGAAAUCAAUUAACACUGACCAAUCAGUUCAAUAAAAAUACAAAUAAUACAAUUACAGAGGCGGUUAAUGAAAACUGAUACAUUUUCUACAUUCUUGAUUUUUUACAUUACUGCAGUAUAAUAUAUGGUUAAUUAAUCUUUAGCAUAACACUUCACUACAUAAAUCGCUCUAAAUUUAAAUCUUGCGUUAGUUUUGGGAUACUCAAUAUUCAUCUGGUGUCAUAUAAACAUGUCUACAACUCAAAAAGAUAAUAUUUCAUGAUAAGGUUAUAUUGUGUGAAAAUUAUUUUUUAGAAUGCCUUUAACUCAGUCAUCUUGUGUCAUAUAAAUAGGUUCCUAAAUUUCUUGGAAUUUUCUUACAAAACUAUUUCAGUGCUAUGGGUUUAACCUGAUACAGAUCUUGAGUGAAAUGAUUUGUUAUAUGCAAUAAAACAACUAACAAUGCAAUGUUGUUACCAAUAUAGAAGUAUUAGUUGACGGCGGACAGUUAAUUGUUACACAGAAUCAUCCAUCAGAUUUGUUGAAGACAUGUUCCAUCUGGCUCUUUUUUUAGUUUUCACCUAAUUGUAUCACACAAGCUAAGAUUAUAAUUUUAUAUCAUAAUUCAAAUAAACACAAAGUUCCAUUUGAACAUUUUUCAUAUUAUUUUGAUUAACAAUGUAAUUGAGGCCUUACAAAUGAAUAACUGACCUGCAAUUGAUAUAACAACGGGUUGUGCAGCCAAUGUUAGCUUACAAUUCAUUAAUAUGAAUGUAUAUAAAUAUCUAAAAAUUGUAUAAAUAGAUGAUUGUACAAAUAAUUAAUACCAUGUACUGAAAUAUAUAUUUCCUCAUGCACUGUUUAAAUGGCUACUACUAAGAAAAAUACUUUUUAAGAAGUGAUGAAAUUAUGUUGAUCAAUGAUCAGUACCAAAGAUUAAAAUCUUAUGCCAACAUCCAGCAAAUAACAGUAGUGAUAGAAACCCAAACAUACAUAGAUAGACUCAUUAAAAUGUAUGCUCUACUUUUUUGAUUUUUAGUAGAUUUUUAAUAUCGCUCAUUCAUUUCAAAUAAAUGUGAUCUGUACCAUGUAACGUAUUUAAAUGAUACAUCGCUUUAAUUUUCUUCAGUUCAAUCAAAAUUUUAGUUUAUAAUAACAACUAUUGAAUAAUAGUUAUGCUAACUUUAUUUCAACCAGCUUAUUUGAUUUAGAUAAAGUGGGUCAUAUAUGGUGCGGGAGCAGGUAGGCAAAUACUGUAAUUUUUGUUUUGCCUAGUUUUUGUAAAUCAAGUCAGCUCAGUAAUUUCUUGGGCGGUUCGUAAUUUCAAAGAGCUGCUGCUACUCCAAAUCGCCCAUAAUUGAGGUAAUGAAUGAUAACUGAAAUAACUGAAAAAAAUGAUGGUACCGCACCCUGUAUAAAAUGUUUCUUUCGAUAUAGAUAUUUUAACGACCUCAUAUUUUAAUAUACGUUGCCGAAAGAGAAAUUUUUUGAUAUUUUGGUAAUAUUUGACAUCGGAAUAAACAAUUGUAACCUAAAAUAUAGUUUUAUGAUCUUUUAUGAAUACUUUCAGAAGCCGUUUGAACAGACCGUGACCAAAUAUCUAUAAUAUUUUUUAUUUUAUUUUUUUAUUUUUCUACCCCAUUAAUAAUUAAGGUUAUUUAAUAUAUCUGGUACUUCCAGGUUUCAACUACCACUGUUGUCCUUAACAAAUUUCAAAGUAUUUUAAGUUUGAAAUUUCAUUUUAUAUAAUGUUGGUAUGAUAUAAAAAAAUUUAAUUCCUUAAGAAAGAUUUGUUAAAAUAUUGACAGUUGAAUAUUUUUUUAAUACAAAAUAACUAGGAAGCGUGUAAAUAUUUUUGAUUUGUAAAUAUUAGGAUGUACCCUUUAGGCGAGUAUAUUUAUACACGGUGCAAAAAUUCUUUUAAAUGAAAACUCUAAACUACACUCAAAUUAACUGUUUGGUGUAAUUCUGUAACUGUAAAUUCUUUGCUUCUCUGUAGUGCAACGUCAAGACAAUAAUGUACACAAAGAUUUUUGUUAAAUGACUUUUUAAUAACUAGAGUUUUCUUUUAGGAGAACUUUAUGCGUUUGUAAUUGCGGAAUGUCUCAAUCAAAGUUGCCGAUAUGAUAUCAGACAAUGAACAAUUGUUUUAAAACAUUGUUGCAAAAUUGAUUCUUUUUUACUAUUUAUUUAUUAUUAUUUUUUUUUAUUUAAUAUAUAUUUAUUUUUAAAUUUACGAAUAUUAUGUUUAUACCAGACACAAUGAGAUUUAUUUAGACAAUUUUCUUCAAUUUCAAAGUAGACAAAAAUCAUUGAAAUUUGUCUUUCAAGUAACUACCAAUAAAGUAGUAAACAAUUUGACUGGUUUUUCUGAUUGUGACAUUCAGUAUUUCAAAAAAAUAUCACAUAUUAAACUUGUAAUUCAUAAAACGUUAAAGCAAUAUUUUAUUUAGUAAAUACCUAUAUCAAUAUAUUUUCUCUAAAUAUUCUGACACAGUAAAACCUGGCUAACUAGGACCUGGAUAAGAGAAACCUCUAUUAGUAUUUCAACGAGGUCACAGUACUUUUUCAUUAAAUUAACAGGGGUUAAUGGACUUUUCGAACUUGAUUCAAUGAGAUUUGAUUUAUAGGACUUAUUUCGCGUGUCCUCUGGCUUUAACCUACAAUAAGACUCUUUUAUGAGUACCUGAAAAAUGUAUGCUUCUGUUGGAUUUUGAUUGUAGAAAGUUAGGUGAUCAAGUGUAUAUGGAAAAUAAAAUACCAAAGUACCCUAUGUGUAGGUUAAAGCAAAUACGGAAAAAUAUAUCAUUACGUGGACCAAUGAUUAAAAAAUUUAAAUUAGACCAAUAAUUAUAAUAUUUUUGGUAGUAAUGGAUGGUUAGAGAGUUUCAAUAGAAGAAACGAUACAGCAAUAAAAAAUAUUUGUAGUGAAAACAAUUCUAUGGACAACGAAUGUAAUGAAAAUCCAUUAAUAUGCUUUGGGGCUAUCAAAACGUUAAUAAAUCUACGGUUCUAAUUUAGUUUGUAUUGUCUAAUGUAUUAUUUAGAAUGAAACAGUCAGUAGGUUAGAUGAAAAGUUUAUAUCAAUAAAAACUGUAACGAUAUAAAGUUUAAAACAAAGGAAAUAUUAACGUAACGUCUUUUAAGUAUUUAAACAAAAUAAUACUUCUCCGGAAAUCUUACGUCAUUCAGAUUCGCGCUUUUCGGCUAUUAUAUUACAUGACCCUUCUUACAAUAGGUUCAUCACGAUGUUGUCCUGACACAAAAAACUUCAUAAGUUAAAAGAAUAGAGUAGAGAUGGGAGAAAACGAAAAACGAUAACUAAGUGGAAAAGAAACGAAACUAGAAAUUUCAAAAAUCUUUAUGUUUAUUGACAUAACUUACAAUUUGCUCAAAUUAGACUGUGAGUUUAUUGCACUCAUCCACCAAUAUCAAAAGUAGAUUGCAACUCAUGAAGCAGAAUAUAAUCAACAAUUUCAAGGUUUAUUACAGAAAAGAAAUUUUAGAAGAGAGCAAUGAUGAUGACAUCGUUUCCACAUUCUUCUUUGGACACAGGAGAACUAGAAAAAUAUUGUGAAGAGACUUUGGUGAAAAAUCUAAAACGUGAGGCUAUUGAAGCCUUUAGAAACUUCACAUAAAUAUUUUGUGAUGUCAACUAACCAGUUUCAGCAAAUAGCAUCAUACAAUAAACACUGAUUGUUCAUUUAUCCACACUUGAUUCGUAAUACCAAACAUAGGCAUUUUUAUUUUCCAUUUCCACUUGUAUAAAUGGAAUAAUAGUAAAUUUCGACCUCUAUAAAUGAGGAACUCUGCAAAUUGGAUAAAACCUUUUUAAAAGAUGCAAAAUACUUGAUCCCUUCAGAUCCCACUUGACCAGGUUUUACUCUAGUUGAAAUUUUCUAUGGAACUGUUCAAAUUUUGAUCACAAAUAUUAAUUUUGAUUUCAUAAAUCUAUAGAAACUUAUUUCAACAGAAUUUUGAAUAAUAUAAUAUAUUUCAAUUGGCCAUCAAAGUAACUUGCAUAAAUAUCAGUAAAUUCUUUCCUAUUAAUACCUAGAUCAUUUUUUUUAACCUACAAUUUAUUGAGAAAUUUCACUUUACUUUAAGCUUUUUUGAUUGGUUUUCUCUGAUUUUUCUUUUUCUUGAUGAUUCUGAGUUAAUUCUCAUUCAGUAUUCCCUGACUAUAUAUCUGUUAUAAGAAAAAUAUUUUCUUUGUUCUGGAAAUAUAUUAUUAAAAAAAUUAUAUAUAUCAUGUACAUCUCUGCAUCGCAAAAUUAAUGCUUAUUUUCAAACUGACACCAGUGGAUUUUUCUAUUUUCUACAAUAUUAACAAAAUCCCUCGAGAAAUUCAAACUGUCAUUUCUGAAGUCUGUUCACUUUGUACUUUGGUAGAGACAGAGUUCAAAUUUUGUAAGUUAUAAUAACCACAAACUGCACCAAGAGUAAAAAUUAUGUGACGCUUCCAGAGCACUUGUGCAGGAAGACUUGCAGUUAAAGUAGCCUUCGACUUGGGGUAACAAUCUACUUAGCCAGAAGAUUAUCACAAUUUUGGCGGACCAGCAAUAACAAAAGAAGACCGGGAUCGCCAUAAGGUGUUAAGUUUAGACAUCAUAAAUUAACUAAGAUACAAAAUAAAGUAGGAAAAAAUCGACCUUACUCCCUUUAGAAUUGCAAUUAGUUUUCUUUUAAUUACUGAUGACGGCUAAAACAUAGUGUAUCAACGUCUUUCAAAGCGGUACGCAACAUUUUCGAAAUAUUAAGCUAUAGUAGAUAAAGGAAGUGUUAUACCCUGUGCCAUUGGUUUGGAGGCCUGCACGAAAUUGGUUGUGAAUAGACGUUUUAGAACCACGUGUAGAGCCUUAUGCACCCAUUGUAAGAAAGUAAUUUGUCUUAAGCAUGUAUGCAUAAGGCUAAAGUAGUAGCUAGACCUGCAUAAAGUCUGAUUGCAAUCCUUUAUGUAGAUCUAUAUGGAAGCAGAAAGAGAGUAGAAAAAAAUAUUUUUUUCAAAAAUGAUGAAAUAUACAUACUUAUGGUCCUCUGGCAACGGGUCAUUUUUCAGAUUGAAUUAUGCGUUAGUUUUGCGGGACAGUCUAUUUAAUGAAUUUAUAUAGUAAUCUUUUUAUUUUCAAAAAUUUAGGAAAUUGUAUAGAUUUUAAAAUGAAAAAAUUAAUGAUGGUGGGAUAAACACAAAGUUUUGUGAUCAAUUAUUUUAACAAUUUUGCAGAAAUCAAUAAUUUAUGCAUUUUCUAAGAUGUACUUAUAUAAAAAAUCAAUUUUAUUUGAGGUUAUGUCUUUUUUACUGUCCAAAAAUCAUAGUUAAUCUUUAUUAUAACAAAUAGACAAACCUGUAUAUUUUUUAUGUUCAUUUGUAUGUGUUGUCCAUUAUUUUCAACCUUUGACGCUGUUUGUCAAAACGUGGUGUUAACAAGGUUAAUUUUAUUUUUAUGAUCAAAUAAAAAUUGGUCCAAUUACAAAUA